This is a messenger RNA of Echinostoma caproni, 1716 nucleotides long. The record is from the annotation of a GenBank genome assembly. Lineage: Eukaryota; Metazoa; Platyhelminthes; Trematoda; Plagiorchiida; Echinostomatidae.
AUGUCCCUGAAAAACACCGGCGUUCGUUCAUUCAUCCUGCUCUACCUGAAAUCGUUCUCGGUCAAUACGAAUGAUGAAAUUGACGAGAAGAAAUUGUUGGAUUACAUGAGUCGGGAACAAAGACGCAAAUCCAUUGUGGAUCGAAUGAGUCAAGUCACAUUAACUUUUGAAGAAGAUUCGGCUGUUUUGAGCAAACCGCUAUGGUGGUCCACCAGUUCUGGACAACGAUUGCCCUACACACAGUUACGCGAAGCCUAUGUAUUUGGGAAAGAUAACAAACGAAUCGCUAUCGACAUUUUUUCCUUAGAUACACGUCAACGUCGAAUACUCUUGUUCAAGGCACGCAAUUUAGAUGAACGGGAAGCUCUAAUCGAGUUGAUUACCCAUCGAAAAAUGGCACGUGAAAUGUACGAGAAAGACAAUGUGCAUCAGGUGCAAUACGCAAAUUGGUCAUCCACCUAUGCUGAUGAUGUGAGCCAUCAAGGUUCUGUUCCUCAUUCACCGGUAUCUUUUGUAUCAGAACAAUCUCCACCGGAAUCGCCCGGAUUUACCAAACCCCGGGGUCAGAGCCUGGCUCGUCAGUCACUUGAUCCACAACUGAAGUAUAUGACGUUAGAAGAGGAAACACCUGAACGUUUACAAAUAGUUCCGGUCGGUUUGAGCUCAAUGUCCAGAAAACCUAUGCGCGAAAUCUCAUUACAGUCCGGGUGGAACGAUAUGGAUUCCAGCCGAAUGGCCAUGGAACCGUGGCGCGGAGAUGGGCUAAGACAUCCGGGAAUGAUGACCUGCUGUGGACAAGGGCAUUGUCAUCAUAACCACCAACCAACUCCACAACAUACGAAUAUUAAUAUUGUAUUCAGCGGCCAACCUGGAAUGCCCGGGGUUGUGACCAACUCCACAACUGGAUCCAACACGGAUUUAUCACAAAUAAAUUUGCAAAGGUCAUUUACUCCCACUCGCACUACUCCAAUCAUACCGGAAGAAGUUGAAGCCCAUCGAAUGAUGAAUACACAGCAAACUCUUUCGCGAGUUCAAUCUCCACCGUCGCAAUGGGACUAUUCGGACAGUACAACUGGAAAUGGUGUCCGAUUUAUCGAGGCCAACGGUCCUGGUGUCUACGCCGCCAGUUCCAAAAGCCUCGGUCUCAAGUUCAACAAUAUUCGAAGAUAUCCAUCGCAGACAAACUUGAUGAAGACAGAGAAAACCCAUGUGAGUGGAAUGGGCAAUAGGACUCAGUCACAACCAGAUCUGACAAUAAAGGUAAAUGGAAACGAGAUGGCACGCACUUUAUCCCGAGACGAACAAAACCAUGUUAAUUCCUCCUCGCAUACAACCGCAUACAACGUGACGUAUGCACCAACAUUACAAACAAGGGCCCCAAAAGAGACAGAACACAAAUAUCAUACCACAUUGGUAACUAAAACCGGAACUUUAAAUACUCCGCCCGCAAGCAACUGGACAAUUACUCCCACACGCACAGAUCACUAUCGGGAUGAGAUGUUUGCAGAAAAGAUCACAGAAACGACUGUCCGAUCAAAACCAACAGCUAGUCGGGAAAUUCACAUCAUACCGUCUAAGAGUCAGAGCCAGUUUUCCGAAGCGCAUCAUGGAUGGGCUACAGAGACACAAUUUUACCAAGUACGCAAUAAUGCUUUAGCAAAAAUUACCCAGAACGGAUCACGCUACUGGUCUGUAUCAUCACGACCUGCUACAUGA